Oncorhynchus nerka (sockeye salmon) is the source of this 3757-nucleotide messenger RNA. Its product is annotated as ARF GTPase-activating protein GIT2-like. Gene Ontology annotation, molecular function: GTPase activator activity; small GTPase binding. Lineage: Eukaryota; Metazoa; Chordata; Actinopteri; Salmoniformes; Salmonidae. Gene Ontology annotation, cellular component: synapse. The transcript has 20 exons. Gene Ontology annotation, biological process: regulation of ARF protein signal transduction; brain development; synaptic vesicle recycling. The record is from RefSeq and is a predicted model, not a curated record. Bases 188 to 2413 code for a protein of 741 amino acids.
CAAUAAUCCUCAAAGAAGAAGAAGCUAAAUAAGCUAACGUUAGACUGUUAGCAUUUUUCCUCAUCACAUUUUCUGACCUCGUCGUUGUACAGUAGUGUAAACUGUCUCAUGAGUGUCUGUCUGAAACGGAGUGUUUAAAGGACAUUCUGUAUACAAACAACUAUUUUGCUACCUAAAGUAAAAAGGGAUGUCAAAGCGGCUGCGGAGCAGAGAGGUCUGCGCUGAUUGUAGCUCCCAGGGCCCGUGCUGGGCCUCAGUGAACAGGGGCGUGCUGAUCUGUGAUGAGUGCUGCAGCGUCCACCGGGGUCUGGGCCGACACAGUUCCCAAGUCCGACACCUGACUCAUACACCAUGGCCACCCUCCCAGCUACAGAUGGUUCAGAAAUUGUACAGCAAUGGGGCCAACUCCAUCUGGGAGCACAGCCUUCUGGACCCCUCGUCUAUCACUAGUGGGAAACGCAAGGCCAACCCCCAGGACAGAGUCCAUCCCCAUAAAACUGAAUUCAUCAAGGCCAAAUAUCAGAUGCUGGCGUAUGUCCAUCGAAUGCCCUGUCGAGAGGAUGACAGUGUCACCACAAAGGACCUCAGUAAGCAACUCCACUCCAGUGUUCGGACUGGGAACCUGGAGACGUGCUUGAGACUGUUGUCUUUGGGAGCCCAGGCCAACUUCUUCCACCCGGAAAAAGGAAACAGUCCACUGCAUGUAGCAGCUAAGGCAUGUCAGGUGUCACAAGCAGAGCUGCUGGCUGUGUAUGGGGCGGAUCCUGGUGCCCUAGACACAGGGGGUAAGACCCCUGUUGACUACGCAAGACAAUCAGGCCACCAGGAGCUGGCAGACAGACUGGUAGAGAUCCAGUAUGAACUCACAGACCGCCUGGCAUUUUACCUCUGUGGGAGAAGGCCAGAUCAUAGGAAUGGACAACACUUCAUAAUCCCACAAAUGGCUGACAGCAGUCUGGAUUUGUCAGAAUUUGCAAAAGCUGCAAAAAAAAAACUCCAGUCUCUCACUAACCAUCAGUUUGAAGAGCUUGCCAUGGACGUUUAUGAUGAAGUGGACAGAAGAGAAACUGAUGCAGUGUGGCUCGUGACUCAGAACCACAGCACUCUGGUAACAGAUACAACUUUGGUGCCUUUCCUCCCUGUCAACCCUGAAUACUCAUCCACCAGGAACCAGGGCAGACAGAAGCUAGCAAGGUUCAAUGCACAUGAAUUUUCAACACUCGUCAUUGAUAUUUUAACUGAUGCCAAACGUCGGCAACGGGGGAACUCCUGUGAAAGUCCCAGAGAGGACAUAGAGCUCAUCCUGAAGGGAAUCGGCAGCCGUCAUGGGAGUGAUAACCAGGAUAAUGAAGACCAACCAGAUUAUGACAGUGUGGCGUCAGAUGAAGAUCCAGAGCGGGAACCCGCCUCUGGGAAGAAUGGGAAAGAUGACAGGACCAAGAGCUCGGAGUCGUCUGACCUGUCUGAUGGACCCAUCACAGUACAGGAGUUCAUGGAGGUGAAGAGCGCCCUCACAGCCUCCGAGGCCAAGAUACAGCAGCUGCUCAAGAUCAACUGUCACCUGAGUGAGGAGAUCCGGAUGAUGCAGAGCAAGCUGAACUCCCUGCAGACUGAGAACUCAACCCUGCAAUGGCAGGCCCCCAGGGGCUCGCAACAACCUCCGGACCCCUCUGGCCACCCCCCUGUCCACGGAGGCCGCCCCAUGUCCAUGUACGAGACAGGCUCGGGCAUGAGGCAGUACCCCCACAGGGGUGACCCUCCUUGCCGUGCCGACGGCCUCACCAUACAGCCCCUCCCUACAAACAUUGGGAGGGGGACUGCCUCAUCCUCCCUCCCUACCUUCCCCUCCUCCCUGUCCUGGUCGCGGGAUGAAAGAGCUCGAAGGGGUUGCAGCCUAGAGGGACCGAGCAUGCUGGAGAGUGACUAUGACAACACACCAAAUCACUCCGGACUGGAGGAGUCCGGUCUGAGCAGGAACAGCAGUUGGCUGGGGGACGGCAGUACAUCAGAUCAGGGGGAGGAUGAGACUGAGGCAGACUCCACCCUACCCUUCACCGAGGACGUCAUCUGUAAGACAGAGCAGAUCACCAAGAACAUCCAGGAGCUGCUGAGGGCCGCACAGGAGAACAAACAUGAGAGCUUUGUACCAUGCUCAGAAAGGAUCCAUGUGGCUGUGAGGGAGAUGGCCACUCUGUUUCCUAAGAGGCCGUACUCUGACACAGUGAGAGGGUCCCUGCGGCUGCUCACCUCCAGUGCCAGCCGGCUCCAGGGGGAGUGCCAGAAGGCCACGCCCCACGACCCUUGCCCCUCCGACAUGCAGCUGGUCACGCAGCAGGUCAUCCAGUGCGCCUACGACAUUGCCAAGGCUGCCAAACAACUCGUCACUGUGACAACCAAAGAAAACAGCAACUGAUUUUUAACCCAAAGACUAACAUCCCUCUUGGAUAUUUGAAUAUGUCAUUAUGGCUAAUUUCAAGUUAUCAGUGUUGCGUUAUGUUAUUAUUUGUAUGCCUCCAUUUUUAUUUAAAAUGCUUAAUUGGUCAUAGUAGAUUUCUAGUGAAGAACGUUUACAGAAAAUGUACCUUCCGAAACAUGGGUCAACCCAGGGAUUUGUCCAUGGGUUUGUCUGUUAAAUAUACUAAUAUUGCUAGAGUGUGACGACCUGCCUCUCUGAGCUUACCUCAUUGGAGACGUGCUAGUUACAUUGAAGUUACUAAACAGUUUUGCAAUGUUACACAUUUAAACAUUUCUGUGGUUGCUGGGGUGCUUGUCCUUGAUGCUCUUCCCUAUGCACCAAUGACACGUGACUGUCCAAAGGUUUCAAACAGCAUUUUAAGCAGUUAGCUUUUAACUUCUUAUUCAAUGCCAAACACAUUGGGAUUUUGAACAUAAGUUAGUGGAAUACUGCCUCAUGAGUCAUGAUACGUCCAUUACAAGGCUUUCGUCAAGGUAUUUUCCAUGAAUGCCAUUUCUAUGUUUUAUACUAAAGCCAUAAAAGUGAGGACAACUGCCAAGCCAGUUUUCCAUUGUUUCAUUUUUCUUUUUGUAGUUUGAGCAGAAGGUGAAGCCAUACCUCUAAUAUACAUGUACCUCUUACACAUGCCCAAUAUACAUUUUUAUUUAGUGUUUAAAAAAUAUAUAAUUAAAUCUCUCCCAAAGGGAUACUCAAAAUGGCCAACCCCAAUUUUAUAAUUUGUGUUCUUUUUUUAUGAAAGAAUGAAAAUGUACAAACAUAUUCUGAAUUCAUACAACCCCAAUCUAUAUUAUAUUUCUGAAUACAAUAUCCCUCACCUAUCUAACAAAAUAUUUAUUUUCAUAAAAUGUAUGUGUAACAGUUAGUCUCUAAUAUAUUCCGUGCUGUUUGAAGACAUGCGAGAAGUUUUAAUCUUGGUGGUAUGUGUUUCCAUAUAUAUCCACCGGCAAUAAGUUGUGCUCGUGAUCUCUCUCUCUCUGUGUGGGUGUGGUGCUAAACCCAGUCUAUGCCUUUGUGUGUCCCAUGCCUUGUAUUGUCUUGAUUAUGCUGCUAAUGGUCAAACAUGUGCAACUAAUACGGUGUUAAGAUGUGUUAAAAGCAUUGGUUCUGUAUAUGUAAUAUGGACUAUUUUAUAUUAGUCAUGUGUUGUCCAGGGAUGUGGGAGUGAUGAUCAAUUAUGUGUGCCAUUGAGUGUUAUUAUGAGCUCGACACAAGUCAUAGUUAUUGCCUUUGUGGUUUAAAUACCUGCCUUUUUAAAGUAAUAAACUUUACUUUAUAACUCAA